UAAUUUGACGCUCAAAAUCAGCGUGAAUUGUCAUCAAAGGUUGCACUUUUAGGUUAUUUUCAAGAAAUUUACUAUAUUAAUAUUACAUGAUGAACAUUUUGGAAAAACUUGUUCUAACGUAUGGAAGCUUUUAGUAUAUUGUGAAAGAAUACUUGCAACAUAUACUUAACGUAUCUGUAAUGUGAUCAAACAAACAAAAGGCAAUAAUAAUGGCACUAGAAAGUUCUAAAAAUAAAUCCAGAAUCCCUUAUAUACCGGGUACAAAACCUUCCAUUAAAAAUGCACAGCUUCUUGUAUCUACUGGAAUACCUUCUUUGGAUUAUACGAUAGGUGGUGGUCUACCUAUCGGAUCUAUAUUUUUAAUUGAGGAAGAUACUUAUGGAACUUAUGCUCAUGUGAUGCAAAAGUAUUUUAUAGCAGAAGGAAUAGUUUCCAAUCAUCCUUUGUUAAUAGCGUCUCAAGAUACAGAACUUACUACUUUGUUGUCAAAAAUACCAGCUCCGAUAACAGACAAUGUUUCUGAACCCAACAUACAAUCUAUGGACGAACGAAUGAAAAUUGCAUGGAGAUAUCAGAAUUUAAAAACGGUAGAUUCAUCUCCUAUGGGAGGACAUGUUUUUGGACAUUUCUAUGAUCUUACAAAAUCAAUGGACAAAAAAGUUAUUGAUAAUGUAAAUAUAACGCAGUGGGAAAAACCAAUGAAAAAUAUAAAGAAUAGUGUUUUUGGAAACACUGCUUAUGAAGAUCUAUUAAAAACUGUUGCGAAAACUUUAAAGAGUGGAGAAUUUUUCACUUCCGAUGAACCAAAUAAAAGAAAUGUAUUGAGAAUUUCUAUUGAUUCUUUGGGUUCUCGAAUGUGGUUUUGUGAUACAGAAGAGAGUACGCAUGCAGAUAUAUUUAAAUUUCUAUAUUGCUUUAGAGCUCUAUUAAGAAAUUCUUUUGCUGUUGCGUUGAUAAGCGUUCCAACUCUGAAUUUUGACAAUUAUGAUAAUUUCGUGGGACGACUAGAGCACUUAUCAGACUUCGCUAUUAGAUUAGAAUCUUUUGCUGGUUCAGCAAAAGAAACGAAUCCUCUUUUCAAGGAUUAUCAUGGUCUACUACAUAUAAGAAAAUUACCGGCCUUAAAUAUAUUGGCUCCUCAUACACCUGAAUCAAGAGAUCUUGUUUUUAAAUUACGACGUAAAAAAUUUAUAAUAGAGAUUCUUCAUCUACCACCAGAAUUUGAUGAUACUACCCAACGUGAACAAGAUGAAACACUAAAUAGUGGUUGUUCAGCCGGUAGGAAGAAAAAUCUUCUGGAAUUCUAACAUUCUUUUAAUUAUAAAUUUCCAAAUUUAAUUUAUUGUAUACGUUGGUGGCGAAAAUAAAACUGUAAAAAUAUGGACUGUAAAUAAAAAAUGAUAUUUUAUAAUCCAA
Molecule: messenger RNA, 1416 nt
Organism: Polistes canadensis
Lineage: Eukaryota; Metazoa; Arthropoda; Insecta; Hymenoptera; Vespidae
Gene: Elp4
Product: elongator complex protein 4
Exons: 5
Coding region: 210-1307 (365 amino acids)
Biological process (GO): tRNA wobble uridine modification
Cellular component (GO): cytoplasm; elongator holoenzyme complex; transcription elongation factor complex
Source: RefSeq, a predicted model, not a curated record